AAAGUGAGUUGAAGAUGGAUGGACUAUUGAAAAUGAUAUUUUUUGAUAUAUUUUAACUGUUAAAAGUUUUGGUUUUCUUUUCUUUUAACAAAAUUGUUUUCCAAAAUAAUCCAUUAUCUUUAUUAUUCUAAUUUUUAUUUUCAUUUUUUUUUUUUCAGUGAACAUGAAAGAUAUAAGAAAGUGACGUGGAAACAAGUGCGAGUCGGGGACCUGGUGCACCUGUCGAACAAUGAAGUCGUUCCGGCGGAUGUGCUGCUCCUUCGCUCUAGUGAUGAAUAUGGUACCUGCUACUUAGAUACUUGUAAUCUUGACGGUGAGAGCAACCUCAAGAUGAGAAAUGUUCCUCAGGGCUUUGUAGAAAAGCAAAUGUUAUUUAGUCCUCGACAAUUUCGUAGCAUUGUUGAAGUCGAUCCACCGACAACAAAGUUGUAUCAGUUCCACGGCGCAAUAGUGGAUCCUAGUGGAGGCCGAACUCCAAUUUCCACUGUUCAUCUUCUUCUAAGAGACUCUGUAAUCAAAAAUACUGAUUUUGUUGAAGGAAUAGUCGUUUAUACAGGGCACGAAACUAAAGCUAUGCUUAACAGCAAUGGCCCUCGCUAUAAAAGAUCAUCAUUAGAGAAAAAAUUGAAUGCAGAUGUGGUAUGGAGCGCUGGAAUAUUAUUAGUGCUUUGUUUGAUCGGCUCAUUAGGAGCAAGGUUUUGGCUCAGUUCCUUUAAGGACCACACAAAAGUCCUUUUUAUUGUCGGACCAGCUUCUAUUUCUUUGGAGUCCUUUCUCACCUUCUGGACAUUCAUCAUUAGCCUUCAGAUAAUGAUUCCUAUGUCACUCUAUGUUACUAUCGAAAUGACAAAAUUACUUCAAGUGUUUCACAUUAACAACAAUAUUGAUUUAUAUGAUCCAAAUACAAAUCGGAGAACCGAAUGUCGAGCUCUUAACAUCACUGAACAAUUAGGCCAGAUUCAAUACCUUUUCUCAGAUAAAACCGGUACUUUAACUGAAAACAAAAUGGUUUUUAGGAGAUGUACAAUAGCUGCAGUUGAUUAUAAUCAUUCAUUGUCUAAAACGUCUAAAGAAGAAAAUCCAAACAUGCAUAUCAAUCCUAACCCUAAACUUUUAGAACUGCUGAAUGAAGAACAUACAGAUCAAUCGCGAAAAGCUAAGGAGUUCCUUUUGGCUCUUACGAUUUGUAACACUGUAGUAGUUGCUGCUCAUCCUCAUCAUGAUAUAAUGAAUUCCAGUGGGGUGAUCGAGGGUGACAAAUUACCGCCCUUACCGAGUGUGGAAGAUAUCGGAGGGAUGCAGUAUAGAAGGCUUGUUGAAACCAGAUCUAUAACUCCUUCUCCUACUACAAUACCUAUCGAGGAACCUUAUCAGUUACAGGAGCUAAGACCAGUUUCAACGCCUUCUACGACAAAAAUAAAAGCUCUUCCAACAUUAUCUCCUAUUUCUUCGGCAGAUAGCUCGCCUACUUCUCAACCAAAGUCGUUUCCAUUAAGACCAAAACUUCUAAAUGUGCCUUCUGUAUUCUUUUCUAAAAAAAAUAAAAAUGGCGUUUCUCCGAAGUCACCAUCAUCGAAGCCAAUAUUUGAAGCUGAAAGCCCAGAUGAACUCGCGCUUGUUCAGAUGGCUUAUAUUUAUAAUUGUAAACUCCUUAAAAGGACUCCAUCUAAGGCAAUAGUCUCCCUUCCAGGAGAAUGUAUAGCAGAUUAUGAAAUUUUAAAAGUGCUUCCAUUUGAUUCUAGUCGAAAAUGCAUGUCUAUCGUUGUCAGAGCUCCCAUUACUAAUGAAAUCAUAGUCUAUUGUAAAGGUGCGGAUUCCGCGAUUUUUCCAAGGCUGGUUAAUCCCCGAGCUGAAAGUGCGACCGAGGCUCAAGUAAAUAUGUACGCCUCCCAAGGUCUCAGAGUAUUAGUUAUAGCAUCUCGUAUUAUAUCAGAACUUUUGUGGGCUGAGUUAAACGCUGCCAUCGAAGCGGCAGAAAUAUCAAACAUUCCUGGAAAUAUUCGACAAGCAUAUUCUGCCGUAGAGUGCAAUUUGACAUUAAUGGGUGCUACUGGUAUUGAAGAUAAAUUAGAAAGUGGGGUCCCUGAAACGCUGAAAGCAUUGAGGGAAGCUGGGGUAGUUGUUUGGGUGUUAACCGGUGACAAGAUAGAAACGGCCACUAACGUAGCUCUCGCUUCCGGAUUGUUUACUCCGCAAGUAGAUGCGCUGAGGUUGGCUGCUCGUUCUAAACAUUCCGCCCAAGCUGCUAUACAGUUCUAUAUAGCUGAGCAAGACCGACCAACCAGAAGUAAUAGUGCUGUCAGUGGAAGAUCUGGAAGAAGUAAUCGGCAAAAGGCAGUCAUUGUAGAUGGAAAAACUUUGACAUUUAUUUUAGAUCCUCGCUCCAAUUUGACUCGGCCUUUUCUCCAGCUGACCAAAUAUUGUACUGCAGUUUUAUGUUGUCGGGUCACUCCGUUACAGAAGGCUUAUAUCGUGAGAGUUGUGAAGGAACAACUUAAAAUGAGAACUCUUGCUAUAGGUGAUGGUGCUAACGACGUUUCGAUGAUACAAGCCGCAGAUGUCGGUAUUGGUAUAUCAGGUUGCGAAGGUAUCCAUGCGGUUAUGGCUUCUGAUUUUGCCCUACCUAAAUUUAGGAUUCUUCAUAAACUUUUACUCGUCCAUGGCCAUUGGGCUUAUCAUCGAUUGGCCAACAUGGUCUUGUACUUUUUCUACAAGAAUGUUACAUUUGUCUUUUUGAUAUUUUGGUAUCAGCUCUACUGUGGAUUUUCAGGAACUGUAAUGAUUGACCAAAUGUGUUUUAUGUUGUAUAACCUGUUUUUCACAUCAUUGCCUCCUCUUGCUAUUGGUGUUUAUGAUAAAGAUGCUCCAGAAAAGUUACUUCUGUCAAGGCCUCAUUUGUAUAAAUCAGGGAGACUCAGCCUUGCGUAUAAAGCUCAUCUAUUUUGGAUCACCAUAGCUGAUGCCAUUUAUCAAAGUUUGGUUAUAUUUUUCGUCUGUAUUGCUGCAUAUACUGAAACAGAAAUUGGAAUUUGGGAAUUCGGAUCAACGAUUACAACUGCAUGCCUUUUGGCCAUGAUUCUUCAAGCUAUGAUAGUUACUAAAUCAUGGACUAUUUUACAUAUUGCCUCAAUUUUUGUUUCUGUAAGUGCCUACUUUUUAUUCUUUGUGAGCUACAACUUCGUCUGCAUGCAAUGCUAUGGGCUUUCAUCAAAUACAUGGGUCUUAAGGAACACUAUUUUAGAUCCAACAUUCUAUUUUGUCAUAAUUUUCUCAUCUAUAACUGCAGUUUUACCAAGGUAUGCAUAUCAUUGUUUGGAGCAAAUCAUGUGGCCUAGUGAAAUACAACGGGCAGUUAAUGAAUUUAAAAUGCAGCCUCCUAAAGAUGAAAACUUUCUUGUAUCUUGGUCUAGAUCUACCUCAACAUCAUCCAUCUACAGAACUGAAUACGCCAGCAAAACACCAACAACUCUCACAGCUAUUGGUUGA
This is a messenger RNA of Nezara viridula (southern green stink bug), 3486 nucleotides long. NCBI's taxonomy places the organism in Eukaryota, Metazoa, Arthropoda, Insecta, Hemiptera, Pentatomidae. The record is from the annotation of a GenBank genome assembly.